Messenger RNA from Fraxinus pennsylvanica, 570 nucleotides. Lineage: Eukaryota; Viridiplantae; Streptophyta; Magnoliopsida; Lamiales; Oleaceae. The record is from the annotation of a GenBank genome assembly.
AUGAGCCGCAUGGGUCAAUACCACUCUAUGAGGACGGUUUGGCAUGAUAUGAUCGGGAGGCACUGCCCAAUCUUCGCUGUUAAUCGCGAGACUUUGAUUCCGAUACCCAAACCUACUGGUUAUACUGGAGCUGAUCCAUAUAAAAUAUCAUUUCAAGUUGGAAGAGAAAAGUUUUAUAUCCCAUGGCUUUUCGUGAUUAACCGAAAGAACUCGGAGGUCCCAAUGAUUGAAAUGCAUUUGAGGUACUCCGGCGCUGAUUUGCUUGGUGUCACUGCAAAAGUUAUAGAUAUGCCUCACAGCUAUUUAGAAAUUCAUCCUGACAUUCAUAAACAAUUUUGGGAUCAGCAGCUAUGGCCAAAACAUGUUCUUGUCAGAUAUACUUGGAAAGAGCAGUCGGAGAUUGACGUGGCUUCUGGAUUCUAUGUUCUCUUUGGAUCAGGUCUUAUACUUACAUUUAUGCUCUCAAUUUACAUUUUGCAAUCAUCUCGAGAUAAAUUAGCGAGGUUUGUGAGAGAGACCGUUGCUGAUAGCAGCAGCAUGCCUGGUGGAGGCACAGCUAAAGUUGAAUGA